ACUGAGGCUCGUGUUGCUUUCCCCAGCUCCACCAUGAACUGAGCUAUAAUUAACCGAAGAGGACGACGACGACGGAGGGCACGGUGCCGGGCUGAUCGAUCCAUGGAGGCGUUCGUGGCCGCCGCAGGCGCGGGCGGGGUCGGGGUCGGCGCGGCGACGGUGGCGGCGGCAGUGGGGGGACUUCUCGCCGCGGCCGCGCUCGCCGAGAGGGUCGGUGUGGUCGCGCCCAGGAACCGCCGCAACGCGCCUCCAGCUGUUCCUGGCUUACCCAUCAUUGGAAAUCUGCAUCAAUUGAAAGAAAAGAAGCCUCAUCAGACCUUUACAAAAUGGUCUGAAAUUUAUGGGCCAAUCUACACUAUAAAAACAGGGGCUUCUUCUGUUGUUGUGCUCAAUUCAACUGAAGUAGCAAAGGAGGCGAUGGUUGCAAAAUUCUCAUCCAUAUCUACUCGAAAGCUAUCCAAAGCACUGACAGUGCUUACUCGUGAUAAAUCUAUGGUUGCUACAAGCGACUACGGUGAUUUCCACAAAAUGGUUAAGCGUUAUGUGAUGUCAAGCAUGCUGGGUACUUCUGCCCAGAAACAAUUUCGUGAAACAAGAGAUAUGAUGGUCAAUAAAAUGCUACGCACUUUCCAUAAACUGGUGACCGAUGAUCCGGAUGCUCCUAUCGUAUUCAGAGACGUUUUCAAGGACGAGCUAUUCCGAUUGUCCCUGAUUCAGAGUUUAGGAGAGGAUGUGAGCUCAGUCUAUGUCGAUGAAUUUGGGAGGGACAUUUCGAAGGAAGAGAUCUACAACGCCACUGUUACGGACAUGAUGAUGUGUGCAAUUGAGGUUGACUGGAGAGACUUCUUCCCCUACCUCAGCUGGGUUCCAAACAGGAGCUUCGAAACAAGGGUGUUCACUACAGAAGCUAGACGAAGUGCAGUGAUGCGUGCCUUGAUCAAGCAGCAGAAGGAAAGGAUUUUGCGUGGAGAGGCACGAAUAUGCUACCUCGACUUCCUGCUGGCAGAGAACACACUGACAGAUGAACAACUGGUGAUGCUGGUGUGGGAGGCUCUCAUAGAGGCUGCAGAUACUACAUUGGUUACCACCGAAUGGGCCAUGUAUGAACUUGCCAAGAACCCUGAGAAACAGGAGCGGCUUUACCAGGAGAUCCGGGAGGUGUGCGGCGACGAGACGGUCACCGAGGAACACCUGCCGCGGCUGCCGUACCUCAACGCCGUCUUCCACGAGACGCUGCGCCGCCACUCCCCCGUCCCGCUCAUACCCCCGAGGUUCGUCCACGAGGACACCAAGCUCGCCGGCUACGACGUCCCCGCCGGCACCGAGAUGGUGAUCAACCUGUACGGGUGCAACAUGAGCAAGGAGGAGUGGGACUCGCCGGAGGAGUGGGCGCCGGAGAGGUUCGCCGGCGGGAGGUUCGAGGUGGCGGACAUGUACAAGACGAUGGCGUUCGGCGCCGGGAGGAGGGCGUGCGCGGGGAGCCUGCAGGCGAUGCACAUCGCGUGCGCCGCCAUCGCGCGCUUCGUGCAGGGGUUCCAGUGGAGGCUGCGGGAGGGCGACGAGGACAAGGUGGACACCGUGCAGCUCACCGCCUACAAGCUCCACCCGCUCUACGUCCACCUCCAUCCCCGAGGGCCAAGGAUGUAAAGCAUAUAUUUAGGGGCAGCGGCACACGCAUGCUAUAUCGGAGUUACUCCUGUGUGGACAAUAAACUUCUAAAAUUCCGAGAAGUUAU
Oryza brachyantha (malo sina) is the source of this 1735-nucleotide messenger RNA. Its product is annotated as ent-kaurene oxidase 2. The record is from RefSeq and is a predicted model, not a curated record. NCBI's taxonomy places the organism in Eukaryota, Viridiplantae, Streptophyta, Magnoliopsida, Poales, Poaceae. The transcript is spliced from 8 exons. Gene Ontology annotation, cellular component: chloroplast outer membrane; endoplasmic reticulum. The coding region runs from base 103 to 1647 and encodes 514 amino acids. Gene Ontology annotation, biological process: gibberellin biosynthetic process. Gene Ontology annotation, molecular function: heme binding; ent-kaurene oxidase activity; iron ion binding.